CGGCUUUCUUGUGUGUGUGUGAGCGCGUGUCAGCCUGACCUUCGUUUUGCUCAACAGGUCGACUCCAGACCUCGACCACAGCCCCUCUCGUUCUACACCAGAGACGCACAACCACCCCUCUCUCUGCCUGACCGAGCCGUUGUCGAUAAACAAAACACAAAAAAGAAAGAAAAAACAAAAGAAGAAGAGGAACAGGAACAGGAAUACAGGACAGCAAUGGGUGCCGGUCGGUUCUUCUGCGUGGCCCUGCCACUGCUCCUCACCAUUGGCUCCAUCGGCACGCUGCUCUACGCCGUCCUCGCCGGCGUCGCCCACGAGAACCUCAAGCUCAUCCAGGUCGACCUGAGCGACCUGAGCGUCAGCCCAGUGAGCUUCAAGUCGCUCGUCUCGCGGGCCGAGUUCAACAUCAAGGAGAUCCAGACGGACAACAUCACCGCCGAGGCCCUCGGCCUGCACAAGUACUACGACUUGACGCUCUGGGGAUCCUGCUCCUCCGACGACAAGAAGAAGUGGGAGUGCUCCAAGAGCCAGUUCGACUGGGCCUCGAAGCAGAUCAACGCCAGCGACAUCACCGAGGGCGGCACCACCAUCCAGCUGCCCAAGGAUGUCAAGGACGCCCUCAAGGCCUUCCAGAAGCUCAUCAAGUGGUCCGAGGUGGCCUUCAUCGUCGCCCUCAUCGGCCUCGGCCUGGAGCUGCUCAUCGGCAUCUUCUCCAACUUCUCCCGCGCCGUCUCGUGCCUGACGUGGUUCGAGUCCGUCGUCACCACCAUCCUCGUCAUCAUCGCUUGCUCCCUGUCCACCGCCACCGUCGCCAUCAUCGCCGGCGUCGUCCAGGGCUCCAAGUCUCUCUACGGCGCCAAGGUCCACCUCGACGGCCGCUUCCUCGCCGUCAUCUGGAUCGGCGCCGCCUUCUGCAUCGGCGCCAGCCUCUUCUGGAUCUUCACCAUCUGCUGCUGCGCGCCCGAGAAGCGCCAGAAGAGCCACAAGCACUCCUCCAUCAGCGACGGCGAGAAGCUGCUGCCCGGCGGCGGAUUCGGAGCCCGUGGCUAUGCACCUCUGGGCGAGAACACCGGCUACACCUCUUCUGCCCCCCGCUUCGCCGCCGGCUCCGGCCGCUCUGACCUUGCUUACGAGCCCUACUCUCACCGAGCUUAG
Trichoderma reesei QM6a is the source of this 1155-nucleotide messenger RNA. RefSeq lists its product as uncharacterized. Gene Ontology annotation, biological process: fungal-type cell wall organization. The transcript has a single exon. The coding region runs from base 217 to 1155 and encodes 312 amino acids. Lineage: Eukaryota; Fungi; Ascomycota; Sordariomycetes; Hypocreales; Hypocreaceae. The record is from RefSeq and is a predicted model, not a curated record. Gene Ontology annotation, cellular component: plasma membrane; cell cortex of cell tip.